ACCACAAGACACAGCACUUAGUUCGUGUGAGUCAGUCGACGGAAAUUGUAGCUACAGGUGUGUACUUUUUAUCUUCUUUUGAAAAAAAAAAAGGAGACGUGUAACAAAGCAAGAAGACAGCACUAAUCUGCCAACAUUUUCAAGGUUGACUGCUGGGGGAAAGUCUCUGAACGAAACAUGCUUAUUCCCAGCCGUGGAUGUGACAGUCUUCAGUAGGUUACUACAAUAUUUCGUGCCUCAGGGAACAACACGGUGAAGCGCACGCGAUGGAGUUUCAGCUCGUGCUCACGUGCCUGCUGUUCAGCUUUCACCUGCACGCAGGAACGUCACAGAGCUUGAGCUCUGGUUCAGUUUCGAACUGCUGUGAAGGCGAUGUCUUGUUCCUGCUGGAUUCUUCAGGAAGUGUGUCCAUGUUUGAGUUUUCACACAUGCUAAACUUCCUGUCAGAGCUUAUGCAGCCUUUUUCUCUGGGCCCUGAUCAGGUGAGGAUGGCACUGUUGCAGGUUAGCACCAAACCUCACCUGGAGUUUGGCUUCGAGGCUUAUACCAGGCAGCAGGACCUUCAGGUAGCACUGCAGAGGACUCAGAAACUUGGAGGAGACACCAAUACAAAUGAAGCUCUUCUGAUUGCUAAGGAGGAGGUAUUGAAGCAGGGUAUCCCAGGAGGAGCCAGAGAAGGACUGCCGAGAGUCCUGGUGUGGCUUACUGACGGUGUGCAGCCUGGAAACGUGCAGCAAACCAUGGCUGAGCUGCGGGACGAGGGUGUCUAUGUGCUGACCGUGUCCACUGGUCAAGGGAACUACCAGGUACUAAGGGAUGUUGUGAGUCCACCUAUUGAGGAUCAUCUGCACUUUGUGGAUAUUGAAGACAUGAAUAUCAUCACUGAGGACUUGAGGAAUGCCAUCAUUGAAAUCAUUCGUGCUAAGAGGCUGCAGGUCCAAGACAUCACCCCUACUAGUGCAGUGUUACACUGGAGACCUGUGUUUGCAGGUACCGGGUACUAUGACAUCCGGUUUGGACCUAUUCACUCAGGACAUGAAGGGGAUUCGGUAGACAGUGGUACGGACCAAAGCAAAGCUAUAGGCCACUAUCAGAGGAUCACCCGCCCUCCCAACUCCAGCUCUGCCAAGCUGAGCAACCUACGUCCGGACACCACAUACAAUGUCACACUAAUCCCACACUCCAACUUAGAAUUCUUUAACACCCUACAUGCCACCUUCACCACGCAUCCAGAGAUCCAGAGCCCAGCGCAAGUGACGGUUUCUGAGUCGACCAUGACCAGUGUGAGAUUGAGCUGGGGGCCGCUGCAGCCUGAUUCUGUACAGACUUAUCAGGUGGAGUACUCCACCCUUCCUACAGGGAAACUCCACGUGCUCACGGUUAAUAACAGGCAGAACUCGACGGUACUGACGAACCUGCAGCCUGGGACACAGUACCUGGUCACCGUGAGCGCCAGCUAUUUCUCUGGCAAAGAGAAAGCCAUGUCUGUCAAAGCAUGCACUCAAGAAGUAUUGCCAGCGCUUGCAGAUCUACAUCUCACUAUGGUAGGAAAUGACUCAGUGCUGGUCAAGUGGAAAGGAGGUGAUGAAGGUUUACGUGGUUACUGGCUGACGUGGGAAGGCGAAUCUGUACAAUCCUCUAGGCAGCGUUCCACUUUGUAUCUGCCACCCCACCUCCUCUCUACUACACUUACCCAUGUACCCCACAACGCCCGUGUCUGUGUCUCCCCUGUUUACAAGUCAGCUCGGGGAGAAGGGCUUUGCUGUACAGCUCACUUCCGCUCAGCUGCAUUUACUUGGAAUCACAACUUGUAGCCCUGCCAGACAGAUGGAUGCAGAGCUGAAAACCAUACCACAGAUGGAAAAAGGGGAAGAGAAAAAGUUAUCACUCAUACAGUUAUAGCACUUGUCCAUAGAGAGGUGCUCUAAAGCAAUACGCCAACGCAAACUGCACUGAAUAGACAAACUGAAGUAACUGAAAUCUACGAACACACCGUGCAUGCAUCUUAAACACAAACAAGAAAGAAAAACUGGGAGUGUAAACGCACUUAAGUUGGUGAUGAAACCAUUCUGUCCAAUGAGAACAUCAAUCUAAAGCAUGCAGCUGUCUAUUGUGUGUGUAUAUUGGUAAUAAAAUUCAAUUAAAUAGCUUGUCUAAUUUCCCCAUACAUUUUAUGUUUAAAAAGGGAACAAUUAAAUAUUUUGAAUAGUUUAGUUAACUUGGGACACACACCUUGCUAAAAUUGCACAUCUAAACCACUGCCUGAAAGUAAAGUGUGUGUUGUCAGUUGUGUACUGUUAAGAAGUAUGAUUAAGGCUAUUUAUCCCGUUGGUUCGUAGAUGUGCUCCCAGUAUACCCCUACCUUACAUGUGGCAGUGUUUUUCCUGGUUCAAAUCAUCUACUAAUUAACACACCCAUCCUGUGUUGACAUGGGUGUGCUUGUGCAGGGAAAACCUUUUUUAAAAAAUUAAAAGUGCAGGGCAUGGGUUCUGCAGGAUCAGGGUUAGAAACCACUCAUUUAAGCCACCUUACUUAUCUCACUUUUGAAAUUGUCAGGUUGAUGAAAAUAAGGAACAGAUUUUGAGUGCUUCGUAGCUACUAAUGAGAGGGUGUAACAGAUGUUUUGUGGUCAAGAAGGGCCUUAAUCAGUUUCCAGAAAAUUUCCGAGGCACAGUCCACUACCCACACACAACAACUUGGGGAUAUACAAUGCCUUGCAAAAGUACUCCCCCCCGGCUUUUUACCCCAUUUUGUUACAUUACAACCUGUAAUUUACAUUUUUUUAAAUCUGAAUUUUAUGUAAUGGAUCUACACAAAGUUGAUAAAGUGAAAUGAGUAAAAAAAUAAAUUUUAAAUAAAAAAAAAAGAAAAUUGGCAUGUGCAUACAUAUUCACCCCCUUUGCUAUGAAGCCCCUAAAAAGUUCUGGUGCAACCAAUUACCUUCAGAAGUCACAUAAUUAGUGAAAUAAAGCCCACCUGUGUGCAAUCUAAACGUCAUAUGAUCUGUCAGUAUAUAUACACACACCUUUUCUGAAAGGCCCCAGAGGCUGCAACACCACUAACCAAACACCAUGAAGACUAAGGAGCUCUCCAAACAAAUCAGGGUUGGGUUAUUAACAACAACAACAAAAAAAAUCCAACUCUUUGAUGAUCCCCUGGAGCACCAUCAAAUCCAUCAACAUCAAAUGGAAAGAACAUGGUACCACAACAAACCUGCCAAGAGAGGGCUGCCCACCACAACUCACGGACCGGGCAAAGAGGGCAUUAAUCAGAGAGGCAGCACGGAGACCAAAGGUAACUCUGAAGGAGCUGCAAAGUUCCACAGUAGAGACUGGAGUAUCUGUCCAUAGGACCACAAUAAGCCGUACACUCCACAGAGCUGGGCUUUAUGGAAGAGUGGCCAGAAAAUGUCAGUGGUUAAGAAAACAUGCUUGGAGUUUGCCCAACAGCAUGUGGCAGACUCCCCAAACACAUGGAAGAAGAUUCUCUGGUCAAACAAGACUAAAAUUUAACUUUUUGGCCAUCAUGGGAAAUGCCAUGUGUGGUACAAACCCAACACCCUGAGAACACCAUUCGUACAGUGAAGCAUGGUGGUGGCAGUAUCAUGCUGUGGGGAUAUUUUUCAUCUGCAGGGACAGAAAAGCUGGUCAGGACUGAAGGAAAGAUGGAUGGCACUAAAUACAGGGCAAUUCUGGAGGAAAACCUGUUUGAGUCGGCCAGAGGUUCGAGAGUGGGACGAAGGUUCAUGUUCCAGUAGGACAAUGACCCUAAACAUACUGCUAAAGUGACACUGGAGUGGUUUAAAGGGAAACAUUUACAGUAAAUGUGUUGGAAGGGCCAGGUCAAAGCCCAGACCUAAAGCCAAUUGAGAAUCUGUGGUCAGACUUGAACAUUGCUGUUCACCAACAGAAUCCAUCCAACUUGAAGGAGCUGGAGCAGUUUUGCCUUGAAGAAUGGGCAAAAAUCCCAGUGGCUAGAUGGGGCAAGCUCAGAGACUUACCCAAAGUGACUUGCAGCUAUAACUGCCACAAAAGGUGGCUCUACAAAAGUACUGACAUUGGGGGGGGGUGAAUAGUUAUGCAUGUUGAAGUUUUAUUUUGUCCUAUUUGUUUGCUUCACAAGUUAAAAUAAAUAAUUCACAUCCUCAAAGUUGUAGGCAUGUUCUGUAAAUGAAAUUAUGCAAACUCUCAAUCCGUUUUAAUUCCAGGUUGUGAGGCAACAAAACCCAAAAAAUGCCAAGGGGUGAAUACUUUUGCAAGGCACUGUAUAUAAAGAUUUGAUUUUAUACCCUACUCCUGCAUCCCGUCCUUUUAUUUGCUUUGCACAUUUACAGCAUGGGAUGUGGCGCAGAAGUCCUCUACUGCCACCUUGUGGAUCAUCAGGAGAUGAUGCUUUUUGUGGAUACAUUCUAUUAUUUUUUAAACUAUUUGAUCAGUUGGCAUAAUGACCACAUUAUGAAGAGUUGCUUUAAAACAAUAUACAUGUAAAUACAGUAGUUUUACUGGGAAUUCAGCACCUUUUUAGUUAACGCCUACUGUUCGCCAAACUUCUCAUUAUGCUAUUUUAAUAUGUGGAGUGUUAGUCAACAGAUAACAGGUGUAUUGCAUUACUACAAAAAAAAUAAAUAAAUCCUAUACAUAUUUAAGUGAUGUACAAGACUCCCCAAAUUUUAUUG
This is a messenger RNA of Neoarius graeffei (lesser salmon catfish), 4675 nucleotides long. It is a transcript of the gene vwa1, whose product is annotated as von Willebrand factor A domain containing 1. Lineage: Eukaryota; Metazoa; Chordata; Actinopteri; Siluriformes; Ariidae. The transcript has 6 exons. The coding region runs from base 267 to 1814 and encodes 515 amino acids. The record is from RefSeq and is a predicted model, not a curated record. Gene Ontology annotation, molecular function: protein binding.